Molecule: messenger RNA, 6211 nt
Organism: Peromyscus leucopus (white-footed mouse)
Lineage: Eukaryota; Metazoa; Chordata; Mammalia; Rodentia; Cricetidae
Gene: Auts2
Product: activator of transcription and developmental regulator AUTS2
Exons: 19
Coding region: 272-4072 (1266 amino acids)
Source: RefSeq, a predicted model, not a curated record
GUUCUUCUUCAGCUUUUUUUUUUUUUUUAAUUCCUCCCAGCCUCCUUCUUCCCCCCCGCGCCCUUCCUCGCGGCUGGAGGGAAAAGCCCGUGCAGGAGGAGGAAGAGGAGGAGGAGGAGGGAGGGAGGGCUCGGUGUCAAUUUUUUCUUCUUCUUGGGGUGUGCGUGUGUGCGUGUGCGUGUGUGUGUGAGUGUGUGUGUGUGGCCGCGGCCCGAGCCUGUGGCGCGCGGGUAGGCGAACGGGGAAGAUCCCCGGCGCGGUUAAAAGAACCAUGGAUGGCCCGACGCGGGGACAUGGACUCCGGAAAAAGCGGAGGUCGCGAUCACAGCGAGACCGGGAGAGACGCUCCCGGGCCGGCUUAGGAACCGGUGCGGCGGGUGGUGGAGGAACCGGCCGGACCCGGGCUCCCUCGCUGGCUUCAUCGUCGGGCUCCGACAAGGAAGACAAUGGAAAGCCCCCAUCCUCCGCCCCGUCCCGGCCCAGACCCCCGCGGAGGAAGCGCCGAGAGUCCACCUCGGCCGAAGAGGACAUCAUUGAUGGAUUUGCCAUGACCAGCUUUGUUACUUUUGAAGCGCUGGAGAAAGAUGUAGCAGUGAAGCCCCAGGAGCGAGCGGAGAAGCGUCAGACUCCCCUGACCAAGAAGAAACGCGAAGCUCUCACCAACGGCUUGUCUUUUCACUCCAAGAAGAGCCGGCUCAGCCACUCACACCACUACAGCUCGGAUCGAGAGAACGACCGCAACCUCUGCCAGCACCUCGGGAAGAGGAAGAAGUUGCUCAAGGGACUCCGACAGCUCAAGCCAGGACAGAACAGCUGCAGGGACAGUGAUGGCGGAAGCACCAGCGGAGAAUCCAAGGGUUUCCACCGGAGCAGCUCACGCGAGAGGCUCAGCGAUAGUUCAGCUCCUUCCAGCUUGGGAACAGGCUACUUCUGCGACAGUGACAGCGACCAGGAAGAGAAGGCAUCAGAUGCUAGCUCUGAAAAACUCUUCAACACUGUUCUUGUAAACAAAGAUCCAGAACUAGGUGUUGGCCCGCUGCCUGAACACGACCACCAAGAUGCGGGGCCAAUUGUCCCCAAGAUCUCGGGUCUAGAGAGAAGCCAGGAGAAGAGCCAGGACGGUUGCAAAGAGCCUGUCUUUGAACCCGUGGUGCUGAAAGACCCUCAUCCUCAGCUCCCCCAGCUACCAUCCCAGCCCCCGGCGGAACUCCAGCUCCAGAUUCCAUCUCCAGACCCAGACCUGGUCCAGCGCACGGAGCCUCCGCCCCAGUUUCCUCCUCCAAGUGCACAGCCGGUCCAAGGCCCCCCAGAAGCCCAGCUGCAGCCCGCCCCACAGCCUCAGGUGCAGAGGCCACCCCGGCCACAGUCCCCCAGCCAUCUGCUGCAGCAGACCCUUCCGCCUGUGCAGUCACAUCCCUCCUCCCAAAGCCUCUCCCAGCCACUGUCGGCCUACAACAGCAGUAGCCUGAGUCUCAACAGCUUAAGCAGCAGAAGCAACACUCCAGCCAAGACCCAGCCCGCCCCUCCUCACAUCUCCCACCACCCCUCCGCCUCCCCUUUCCCCCUCUCUCUGCCCAACCACAGCCCCCUGCACAGCUUCACACCCACCCUCCAGCCCCCCGCCCACUCACAUCACCCCAAUAUGUUUGCCCCUCCCUCUGCUCUGCCUCCUCCCCCACCGCUGACGUCUGGAAGUCUGCAGGUGCCCGGGCAUCCCGCGGGGAGCACUUACUCAGAACAAGAUAUCUUGAGGCAGGAACUGAACACACGCUUCCUGGCCUCUCAGAGCGCCGACCGAGGGGCAUCCCUGGGCCCUCCGCCCUACCUGCGGACCGAGUUCCAUCAACACCAGCAUCAGCACCAGCACACGCAUCAGCACACGCACCAGCACACCUUCACGCCAUUCCCCCACGCCAUCCCACCCACCGCCAUCAUGCCGACGCCAGCACCUCCCAUGGUGCGUACCCCAGGCAGAAAUUUUGACAAAUACCCCACCAAAGUUGACCCAUUCUACCGGCACAGUCUCUUCCACUCCUAUCCUCCUGCAGUCUCGGGUAUACCCCCCAUGAUCCCACCCACGGGCCCUUUCGGGUCACUCCAAGGAGCAUUUCAGCCGAAGACAUCCAACCCUAUCGAUGUGGCUGCUCGGCCUGGAACAGUCCCCCACACUCUACUCCAAAAGGACCCAAGGUUGACAGAUCCUUUCAGACCUAUGUUAAGGAAACCAGGAAAAUGGUGCGCCAUGCACGUGCACAUCGCCUGGCAGAUUUAUCACCACCAACAGAAAGUCAAGAAACAGAUGCAGUCAGACCCACACAAGCUGGACUUUGGACUGAAACCCGAGUUCCUGAGCCGUCCUCCAGGCCCUAGUCUCUUCGGAGCCAUCCAUCAUCCCCAUGACCUGGCGCGACCUUCCACUUUGUUCUCUGCUGCUGGUGCUGCCCAUCCUACCGGGACCCCUUUUGGGCCACCACCUCAUCACAGUAACUUUCUCAACCCUGCCGCUCACCUAGAGCCUUUUAACCGGCCGUCUACGUUCACGGGCCUUGCCGCAGUCGGCGGUAACGCCUUCGGGGGACUUGGAAACCCCUCAGUUACACCCAACUCAGUGUUCGGCCACAAGGAUAGCCCCAGUGUGCAGAACUUUAGCAAUCCUCACGAGCCCUGGAACCGGCUGCACCGAACGCCUCCGUCGUUCCCGACCCCUCCGCCCUGGCUGAAGCCGGGGGAGCUGGAGCGCAGUGCGUCCGCUGCAGCCCAUGACAGAGAUAGAGAUGUAGAUAAACGAGACUCCUCCGUUAGUAAGGAUGACAAGGAAAGGGAAAGCGUUGAGAAAAGACACCCCAGCCAUCCUUCCCCAGCACCUCCCGUCCCGGUGAGCGCCCUGGGCCAUAACCGCAGCUCCACCGAUCCGACGACCAGGGGUCAUUUGAAUACUGAGGCUCGUGAGAAAGAUAAACCCAAAGAGAGAGACCACUCGGGAUCCCGAAAGGACCUGACCACCGAAGAGCACAAAGCCAAGGAAGGCCACCUGCCCGAGAGAGACGGGCACAGCCACGAGGGACGUGGAGCAGGCGAGGAACCCAAGCAGCUGUCCCGGGUGCCGUCACCCUACGUGAGGACACCGGGUGUGGACGGCACCAGGCCUAACAGCACCUCCAGCCGGGAGGCCGAGCCACGCAAGGGUGAGCCGGCCUACGAGAACCCCAAGAAGAGCGCCGAGGUCAAGGUCAAAGAAGAACGCAAGGAAGACCACGACCUACCCACAGAGGCCCCGCAGGCCCACAGGACCUCGGAGGCACCUCCACCCAGCUCCUCAGCCAGCGCCAGCGUGCACCCGGGGCCUCUGGCAUCCAUGCCCAUGACCGUGGGAGUGACGGGCAUCCAUGCCAUGAACAGUAUCGGUAGUCUGGACAGGACACGCAUGAUGACCCCGUUUAUGGGCCUCAGCCCGAUCCCGGGGGGAGAGCGCUUCCCGUACCCCUCUUUCCACUGGGACCCCAUGCGGGACCCCUUGAGGGAUCCUUACCGUGACUUGGACAUGCACCGAAGGGACCCUCUGGGCAGGGACUUCCUGCUCAGGAACGACCCCCUGCACCGGCUCUCCACACCCCGGCUGUACGAAGCCGACCGCUCCUUCAGGGACAGGGAGCCUCAUGAUUAUAGCCACCACCACCAUCACCACCACCACCCGCUAGCCGUGGACCCUCGGCGGGAGCACGAACGGGGCGGACACCUGGAUGAGCGGGAGCGGCUGCACGUGCUGCGGGAGGACUACGAGCACCCACGGUUGCACCCCGUGCACCCCGCUUCUCUGGACGGACACCUCCCACACCCGAGCCUGCUCACGCCAGGCCUGCCCAGUAUGCACUACCCCCGCAUCAGCCCUACCGCGGGCCACCAGAACGGACUGCUCAACAAGACCCCGCCCACCGCGGCGCUCAGCGCCCCACCUCCGCUCAUCUCCACACUGGGGGGCCGCCCGGGAUCCCCCCGGAGGACUACGCCUCUGUCGGCUGAAAUCCGAGAGAGGCCACCGUCCCACACACUGAAAGACAUCGAAGCUCGAUAAGCCCUGGAGGAGCGAGGUGGACCUCAGAGUUGGGGGGAAAACCCCAGGGAUACUCCCCCAAGACUCAAGAGACAACUCCUGCGCCCCCAAAUCCGAGAGGUGCAGAGCUCCAAUUCUUCCCCUGGGGGAAAAAAAAAUUGGACAGAGACUCCGUUUGGAUGUUGAAAUGUUUUUGUAUAUUAAUGUUGGGAUUUUUCAGACCUUUUAGCCAGGUCCUGUUUGUUCUUACACUUCCUUACUUUUUAGUUCUGUCGUUCUUUGCAUAAAACUUUGAUUUGAACCAAAACGGCGAAGGUAACAACACACAAGGAUCUGAUGAUCAUGGGGGUGGGCUGGGGGGGGGGGCAUCGAUCCGUCACCCCGAGCUGUCUCAGAGGAGGAGGCGUGUACAUAGAGUGUAAAAAGAGAUUGCUUCAUGAGCUGACGGUUCAUAUAUGCAAAAGAUAAAAGACGAAAGCUUUACUUGUACAGAUGUAAAUAGGAAAGAUUAAGUAACAUAAUACAUUAAUACUUCUUCAAAUGCGCUAUUUACAAGUCUAAUAUCAGCGAACGCGGCCCUCCGAGGAGGAGGAGGAGGAGGCCGGGUUCCCUUCUGCUAACCCUUCAACUAUGCAAUGAAUAGGAGGGCUUUUCCCAAAGCCCAUCUAACUCAAAGGAGCCUUUUCAAGUCCAUUUACAACAUACUUAAGGUCAUAUUUUCCCUGAACAAGCACUUACCUGAGAUGAUGUUAUACAACUGUUUUCCUUUUUUUUUUUUGUUGUUUUGUUUUUUUUUUGUUUUUUUGUUUUGUUUGUUUUUCAAAUGGAGAAGCACCCCUCCCCCCAUUUUUUUUUUUGUUUGUUUGUUUUUAAUCUGGAACCCAGGCUGGAACUUUGCAUCUGAAGUUGUUGCUUGUGGUCUUCCUGGGGCGAAAUGGGGAAAGGUGAACCCCCACCCCCACCCCCGGAAGUGUAAGAACCAGAAGCAGCUUUGCCCAGGGAAGAUGGGAUUGUUCUUUGAUAAUCAGGGCCAGGUGGGCCGUGUCUGCCAGACAGGUGACACAGACAGACAGACAGGUCACCAGGAUCUCUGGUCACCUCUGAUGCCGUGGUGAUGCAGGGCAGCUUCAAGUGGGAGCCGUGCCCUCCCCACCCCCAGCCCCGGGGUCCUAUAUCUCAUAGCAUGUCCACACUUACUUGUUCCAUAAUGUGAUUUAAGGACACUCACGCAGGUCCUGAAAGAAAGCUGUGCCGGUUUUCUCCACGGAUGGGUAUGUUUCCAAGGUAACUGACCAAUUGAAGGUACAUGGAGCCCCGAUGUGAAUAGUUGUUAUUUCAAUAAGAAAUGGAAGCCUGGGAAGUAAAUCUUGUAAGAGCCAUCAGGAAUUACAGAGGGCGAAAAGUGGCAGAGAGAAGUGUGCGUGUGCGCGCGCUCUUGUGCAAGUGUGUGUGUGUGUGUGUGUGUGUGUGUGAGUUUUCAUCAGUCUUAAUGUCUUCAUGACACUUUUAUAAAGACAUCAACCCUCUUGUCUACAUAUUUGGAGAGAAUAUGACUUUACUAGCCGAGAAAAAUACAAUAUAUCUUGUCUACUGGCCUGUAAAAUACAUGUAAGAAAUAAAAAUUAGUUCCAUUUGGUCCUCUAGUAUAUUAAAGUGCUACCUGACAUUGUUAUCCUGUUUCUUUGUUUUUUUCCCCCAAAAAAGGAAAAAAAAUGUAAACUACAGACCAUUGUUUUUAACAGCAGAGAGAUCUAUUUUAGUAGUCAACUGAAGGUUUAGUUGUGAAUUCAGAUUUUGUGGACACCAGACGUGUGCAGUGUUUUUCUUUCUUUUUUUUUCUUUCAUCUUUCUUUUUUGUUUGUUUUGUUUCGGUUUUUUUUUUUUUAAGAUGACAACUAAAAAAAAAAUCCCCAGGAUUCUGUGCACUGAACCUGUAGUGGUAGUUCUCAGCAUUGUAAAGGGGUUGUUCUGUACAGGGCUUUCUGCUGUUUCUCUUGUAUGUAAAAAAAAAAAAAAAAGGAAAAAAAAAAAGAAAAAAAAAAGUCCUUUCCGGAUCCUACUCAGUCAGGAAGGGAGGCAACGGGGAUCUUUAGCAUGUCUCAUUGGAGGAGCAUUCUUGUGUAAUGUAAAUGUGCCAUGUUAUUAAAAAAUGUGAACCAA